Molecule: messenger RNA, 826 nt
Organism: Ornithorhynchus anatinus (platypus)
Lineage: Eukaryota; Metazoa; Chordata; Mammalia; Monotremata; Ornithorhynchidae
Exons: 2
Coding region: 116-826 (236 amino acids)
Source: RefSeq, a predicted model, not a curated record
UUCAGUGACUCACCAGUCCAACCCUCAGGGGCCCGAGCCCACUUCAGACCAUUGGGGGACAGGUGGGACCCACCACCGUCUUCUCCUCAGAGCACCGAGCGCUGCAGGCAGAGACAUGCUGGGGUCUGUCACCCUCUUUCUUGCUGCCUUACUCCCUGCGGGCCAGACAGCCCUCACCCUGGACCAGCCCCUGGUCUCCGUCACCAAAAAGACCGGGAGUGCUGCUACAUUUCACUGCAAGUUUUCGGACGCAAAGAUCACGUACAUCCACUGGUAUCGCCAGCAGCCUGGGAAGGGUCCCCAGCGCCUGCUCUACUAUAACCUGGCCACAUCUCAAGCCACGCUGGAUGCAGGAUUCAGCUCAGAAAAAAUCACCACUUACACAACCAGAGACCAAGGCUGCAGCGUGGUGGUACGGAAACUGGUUAUGAGUGAUGCUGGCACCUAUUACUGCGCCACGUGGGACUCCACAGUGAAACAGGCCCCUCUACUCCUCACACAAAAAGGAGCAGGGCCCGCCCCCCACAGCUCUGGCACUGAAUCUCACUCGCAAUUUCAGGCUCCUCGGCAAACUAACAGGGGCCCCAGGUUGGUUUCCGGAGGAAACAGGUCCAACCUGCCUGCAGCUCUUUCUCUGGAAAACGAUCUCAGCAGCCCUACCCACCUUACAAUUCCCACCAUCCCCUUCUCAGAUACCGGUGGCCUCCCAGUCAGCCUCAGUCUGCCCGAACAGAUGCUACCACUGUCUCCGUCCGACGGUGUCUGCGGAAGGACUCUGUGGCUCUUCUGUCCCGUGGACUUUGAGACAACCCAGCAUCUACCCUGA